Stylophora pistillata is the source of this 1237-nucleotide messenger RNA. RefSeq names its product BCL2/adenovirus E1B 19 kDa protein-interacting protein 3. NCBI's taxonomy places the organism in Eukaryota, Metazoa, Cnidaria, Anthozoa, Scleractinia, Pocilloporidae. Gene Ontology annotation, cellular component: nucleus; mitochondrial envelope; mitochondrial outer membrane. Gene Ontology annotation, biological process: positive regulation of apoptotic process; mitochondrial outer membrane permeabilization. The record is from RefSeq and is a predicted model, not a curated record.
UUCAGUUUAGCGAUCAAAACAAAGGCAGAGUUUCGCUUGGGCUAAGGAAGAUUAUUGUGGCUUUUUUGGUCGUAGUUUGUAGUCGCAUUUACGGUUUUAUUUUAUAGGUCAAUAACUAUGGCAAAUACUGUAAAUGGUGGUAGUCAAAGCUCCACUGAGUCUUUGAAUGGCUCUUGGGUGAAGCUCGAUGGCUCAUUUAGAAAUGGCAAUGGAGCUCAGCAUUCUCCAGUUAUCUCGGAAGAUGGGACAAUGGAAGAUCUUCUUGCCGAAGCGGUACAAGAACAGUUGUCUAAACAAGGCUCGAGUGGCGAAAAAAGCCCGUCUGGUUCACCAAGGGAGCAAUGUCCACCAGGCAACUUACGAACGGGUGAUCCAAUCCUUCCACAAGAGCAAAACACUGAUUGGAUUUGGGAGUGGUCAAGCAGAAUUGAAGUUCAACCACAAAAGGAAUGGAAGAUGCAACAUCCAAGAAGAAAAUCUAAGCCACGAGGUGCAAAAUUGAGUAUCAGAGGUACUAAAGUCAUGAGAAGUGCGGAAUUGAUGAACAUUAAUUUCUAUGUUGUUGUUCCUGCUGUUUUAUUAUCUCAUCUGAUUGCAUUUGGAAUCGGAGUUUAUGUGGGACGGCGUAUGGUUCAAGUGGAUGCAUUAUGAUGAAGUUUCAUACCAUUACUGUCAGAAUGCAACAUGGUUGGGAUCUCAAGCUUGCAACACUGUGGCAUUAACUUAAUUCAAACUUUUUAUUCAUAGCUAAUUGUAGUAUGCUUCUUAAAUGCAAUUUGGCACCUCUUUCAUUUGAACCUGCAGUGUCCUCCAGCCCUCUAUGUAAGCCAUGAUUAUUUGAUGGAAAUAGAAGAAACACAUGUGGACAGCUGAAAAUUUUCACUUUGUUUUCUCCUUUUUAAUGGUCAUCAAUCUCAAAUUCAUGCAUAACUUAAAGAUUUAUGUUUUUUUUUUUCAUCAACUGAUUAUAAAUUUCAAACCACUGGUAUUCUGACAAUUUUUUAAUUUCCUUUGGUUCUGAUUGGUCACACAUCAAGGUAAUUGAGAGUGUAAGCUUGUAGAUUAUAGGUACCAAAUAACUUGUAGAUUACUAACACAGACAUGUCUUUCAGAUGUAAGUAUGAUACUUGUGCCACACAUUGCCAACCAAUACUUGUCAAUGAGCAAUUCAUCUACUGAUUUUAAUGAUCCAGUUACCAAAUUUUUUGAUUAAAAGGGAUUGACCAAUUUCUUGUGA